Oryza sativa Japonica Group (Japanese rice) is the source of this 1141-nucleotide messenger RNA. Its product is annotated as E3 ubiquitin-protein ligase EL5-like. Gene Ontology annotation, biological process: protein ubiquitination. The record is from RefSeq and is a predicted model, not a curated record. Lineage: Eukaryota; Viridiplantae; Streptophyta; Magnoliopsida; Poales; Poaceae. Gene Ontology annotation, molecular function: ubiquitin protein ligase activity.
AAACAAACCAACCCCUUCAAAAUAAAAAUAAAAAUAAAAAUAAUAAAAAAAAACACCACCCUUAUCUAAAUUAUUAUUAUUAUUAUCAUCUCCUCCCGCUCCCGCUCGCUCGCGCCAUUUUCCAGCCCAAAGCCAAGCGCCUCGGCUCGCUCUCGCCGCCUCGCCGCGCGCCGCGCGCUCGCCAUGGAGAUCGGUGGCGUGCUCGUGUCGCUGCUCUUCGCCGCCUUCUCCCUCCCCUGCCUCCUCCUCCUCCUCGUCCUCGCCGAGGCCGGCCUCCGCCUCGCCUCCCUCGCGCUCCGCGGCGGCCGCUACGCCUGGCCCACCCGCUCCGACUUCCUCGGCUACCGCAUCGCCCGCCGCCGCCGCGCCGCCGUCUCCGGCGGCGCCGGCGGGGCGGACGGCGAGGAGGAGGCGCAGCCGACGGCGGAGUGCUGCGACCGCCUUGCCGUGGCGAUGUACCGGCGCGGGCGCGACGCGGCUCCCGUGGACUGCGUGUUCUGCCUGUCGCGGGUGGACGACGGCGAGGAGGUCCGCGAGCUCCGGUGCCGCCACGUCUUCCACCGCGCCUGCCUCGACGCCUGGCUCGUCCUCCCGCGCGCCACCUGCCCGCUCUGCCGCGACUGCCUCCUCCCGCCGCCGUGCGAGCCGCCGCGCAGCUUCCCGCUCGACUACUACGACGACGACGACGACGUCCACUUCGGCUUCAACGACUUCUCCAUCACCUCCUCCACCACCACCACCACCUCCGCCGCCGCCGCCGUCGCCUACCCACACGGCGUCGCGCUCUGGCCCAUGUAAUAAAUGUAAUAAUCGCCAUUGCUGCCGCUGCCGGCUGCCGCCAUGCGAGAAGCCGAGGAGCAGAGUGUUCUCUCUGUUUUUCUUCUUCUUUUUUUUUGGUUUCUUUUUGCAUAGUUUUUUUUAGUAAUUAGUUGCUAAUUAAUUUGGGACUGAUUGCUUGAUUAAUCUAAUGUAAUCUAAGAUGAUCUGGCUAGGUGGCCCAUGUAAAGUAAUGUAAUAAUCUCCAAUUCUCCAUUGUUGCUGCCACACGAGAGAAGCCGAGAAACACACAGGGAUCUUUUGGCUAGCUUUACGAGGUGAUAGGCUAGACGAUUUGAAUUUGAAGCCUCGUUCUUUCUAGCUA